Messenger RNA from Symbiodinium sp. CCMP2456, 1968 nucleotides. Lineage: Eukaryota; Dinophyceae; Suessiales; Symbiodiniaceae. The record is from the annotation of a GenBank genome assembly.
AUGAUUCGAUCCAAGCGUUCACCGAUGCUUGGAAGAAUCUCCCAGAUCGCUACGUCACACGAGGCUGAACGGCCAACGCCGCUGCAGAUGCGGAGGCUCUUCGUCAUCUCAGCAGUUCCAUUUGUGGCAUUUGGGAUCGUGGAUCAAAGCGUUUUGCUUUAUGCGGGUGAUGCAAUCGACAACACUUUGGGAGUUGCGCUGGGCCUUCCAACCCUCGCCGCUGCAGCUAUGGGCCAAGUCAUGAGCGAUACCUGUGGGGUUGCCUUUGGUGGCACCAUCGAAGCAGCAGCUUUGAAGCUUGGGUUGCCGUUGCCGGGUCUCACAGAAGCGCAACAGCGCUUAGGAAGUGUCAAGCGGGUAUCAACUUUUGGUGGUGUUUGUGGGGUAAUCUUGGGCUGCUUUAUAGGCAUGGGAAAUUUGUUGCUGAUCGACCUCAAGGCGGCAGAACGUGCAAAGAAGGAAAAGGAACUUGCCAAGAUCAUGAAGACCAUCAUGGAGGAUGGUCGUGCAGUGUUGCACUGUGACAGAGCAACGCUCUGGGCAGUCGAAGAAGAGGUCGGUGAACUGUGGAGUACGUUUGCAGACGGCAUCCAGGGCACGAUGCGCAUCCCGAAGUCGGAAUCAAGUUUGGCGGGAUGGGCCGCUUGUAACAAAGAGUUGGUGAACAUUCCGGAUGUGACACAAGAUCCCAGGGCCGUCAAGAUGAUGGCUGGUCACACUGCUAUGUUCAUGGCGCAGCUGAUGAUCAAUUCGACGCUGCCGAGGAAGAGUCGUUUGUGCUUCCGGUCCUACGACAAGGCAAGUGCGGUGGCGACAGUGGCUGUUCCCACAAGCUACAAAGGCAACAUUGGGAUGCCGGACAGAAUGGCAGCUCGGACCGACCCGUUCCUCACAGAUGUCGAGGUUCCGGACUACAAGGCUACGGCAUCACAGGUCGAAGCAGCCCGUCGCGAGCACAUGGUGAGCCAGGAGGUCGCCGUGCUUAUCUUUGUGCCAUGGUCAUGCUAUGUUUUCAUGGUGCUCGCCUUUGCCUUGCCCCCGUCAGGAAUCCUGUGGAGCCUGUUGGCCGGCGUAUCCUGGCUUGCCAGCCUGCUGGUGGCACGCCAAGCCUACGAGAGACAUCUCCGAGGUGCCAGCCCAGUUUACAAGCUGCUGGCCCUGAUGGUGCUGUUGAGCUGCGUGGCAGGGCCACUAGUUGGAGCUCAUAUCGAACAGAGGAAGAUGGCCAGCUACUGGAUGCACAAAACAGGUGUAACCUACCGCGACGUGGUUCCGACCAAGCCGUCCGAUGCCUACCAGGAUGCAAGCAUUCUGGACUUCUCGGCCAGUGCGCGUUUGGACCUUCAGAGAACUCUCGGGAUGCGCUCUCCGGGCUCCGGCAUGACAUAUUGCAUCGCGCCAGUGAUUGAUACCUCAUCGUCAACAAAGCAGGUGAACUAUUUCGCUGCCGACGUGAAUUGCUGUGAGCCACGUCGCAGUUUCCUUUGCGGUGAUACCGCGAAGGCGGAUGCCAGGACUGGGGUGGUUUUGCCCGCGAAAUCUUCUCAGCAUGCUGCAGACAGGUGGCAGCACUUCUUCAAGGCCGCCCAGCAGGCUGCGGAGGUCUAUGGCUGGGAUCUGCCCGAUCGACCUAUAUUCGUGCGUUGGUUUGAAGAUGCCGAAGGUGUUCAGUCAGAGCUUCUACACCAGGGUUUGGUGGAGACCUUCGUCCAGUGCUUUGCGGGGCUGUGCGCCGCGGUGAUUGUGGCAAUGUGGCUGCACUGGUCCUUGUCCUACUAUGUGCAGGACAAGAGAGCUGAUCGCAGCAAGAUGAACUUUUUCGAGGCUACGUCCAUCUCAAGGAGCUAUUUGGAGAAGGUGGAGCAGGGCGAAGCCAGGCUCCUGCCCGAGUGCCGUGAGGAGCUGGAGCGUGUGCUCGGGGUGCCGUUGAAGCGGCGGCGCAAAUCUCGAUUAGACAGAACGCCUUGA